AAAUAGAAUUUGUCACAUACUCAUUUCUAUCCCAGGUCGAAUCCAGAAACCAAUAAUGAUACACAAGCAACGCACUCGUAGACCACGCAAUUUCGGGUUAUACAAGUAUUUCAUUUAUUGGCCAAAGUAGGAAUAAGUUCACUCGGUUGAUUGCUACUUCUUCUUAAAAUGAAGUUUUGAGGGCAUUUGCUUGUAUUAUUCUAUGAUUUCACCACGAAUACAAUCUGCAUCGAUGGCGAAACUUGGAAAGGUAGCCGGCGCUUUAGAAACUCCAUCUAGUUGGUGUGUACCACAGACAGAUGGGAUCAUGAAGCCCAGUCACGUCAGCAGUAACUAUCGAUCACUGCGCAAAUGAAAGCGUUAUAAUAACCGUGGAUUAUCCUCUUUCAGGUAACGGCCGACAGGUAUUCUGCUAUUCAGUUCCCUUCCGUGGCUCCUUGAGGAAACAGCGUAAAUAACGGGGGCGGCAAGAAAUAUGUACACAAAAGGUCCAUCUCAGCAAUAUAAACGCAUAUUGAAUUCAAAUUUCUGCUCUAGGAGGGUAACCGUUGGUGUCGGCCACGAACGAUUUGUAAUCCAGCAUUCGUAUAGGAUAGAUUGUUAAGGCAACAAUACGACCUGUUCCGUUACUCGUGACGCGGUGAACACAACAGCCAUAAACGAGACAACACUGAGCAGUCUAAUGAAAUGAUGACCCUUUUCCGUUUCUAUUAGAAAUAUCAACAACAAGUUUCAUCUACGGCCAGCGACCAAGAUGAAGUGGGUAUUCCUUUUAGGCUUCGUGGCCUCUGCGAGGGCAGCCAUUACGCAGGAGCAGAUCUACGAUGCUGAAUUUCAACAUUUCAAAGAACGAUAUGGAAAAACCUAUGGAAGCAAGGCAGUUGAAGCGAAACGUAGAGAAAUUUACAUCGAUAAUUCGCGUAUGAUUGUGGCUCAUAACGCUCGCUAUGAUCGGUCGGAGGUCAGCUACCGUCUAAAAAUGAAUCAAUUUGGAGAUAUGCCACAUGACGAAUUUCUUGCUAUGUUUGGCAGAUACGUGCAAAUCAAUAAUACGCAUUUAGGAUCGACAUGGAUCGAACCGAAGUUCGUCGAGAUGCCUGACUCCGUAGACUGGCGCGAGAGGGGAGCCGUUACCCGCGUUAAAAAUCAGGGGAGCUGCGGAUCAUCUUGGGCGUUUGCGGCCACUGGAGCCGUCGAGGGCCAAAUGUUCCGAAAGACCGGCAAACUCAUCUCGCUUUCGGAACAAAGCCUAAUCGAUUGCUCGAAACGGUACGGGAACUACGGCUGUGAUGGUGGAAACAUCGAUGAGGCGUUCGAGACGAUCAGAGAAACUCCCGGAAUAGUCACCGAAGACAAGUACCCCUACCAGGCCAAGGAAAGUAGAUGCCGUUUCAGGCCGCAAUAUAAAGGAGCCGAUGUCACCGGCUAUGUAAACAUUCCGCCAGGAAACGAACACGCCCUUACUAAGGCCGUGGCCACUUACGGACCUAUCGCCGUGUCGCUUGACAUCGACGGUCACUUCAAAUUCUACCAGGACGGUGUCUACAGUCCGACGGAAUGCAGUUCGAAAAAGCUGAGUCACGCCAUGCUUGUUGUCGGUUACGGUCAGACCGAUGAUCGACCAAGGAUUAACUACUACAUUGUAAAGAACUCUUGGGGCAAAACCUGGGGCAAGGAAGGCUACGUUUUCAUAGCAAGGAACGCUAACAACAAGUGUGGCAUUGCCUCUGAGGCAUCGUUUCCCCUCAUUUAGCCCAACAGCUCGUCUAGGUCAAUAUAAGGCUGGAUUUUGUUUUUCAUGCCAAGUUGAAAACGACCACGAAAGCAGACGAAAUCGAUCAAUGGGGUAGACAACAAAAAUAUGUGGCGUUCAGUCUUGAAAUAGAUUGCCUAAGACGGCAGGCAAAGAAACUAGGAAUUAAUCAAGUUUAGAAAUUUGUUAUUUCUUUGAAAUUGACUCACUCAUUCGGGUGACAUCUGUUUGCAGUACAACGCGUUCUCCGCAGAUGUUGGAACUUCAAUGUCAGAAAUUUUGUAUAUAGCUAUUUAUUUGGCAGCAUAAUAAUAUGGAAAGGAGUGCGGUGACUGUAAACGAGAUAAUAAAAAUGUAUUUAUUCAUUAAGCCUGACCACCAGUCAAUGUAGUUAGGAUUACUCCAUAGUCAAGGUACCUGCGACUGUAAUAGUCAAUAUGUUGCACUGAGUUGCACGUGAGUAUCUUUAUAUCAUCUAUAUAAAAUGUACUAUUUACAAUUAAGCAUACAGACCUAAUAAUGCUCUUAGACAUUACCUUAGACGGCUAGCUUUUGCCGGCCUAAGUAAUGCAUCUAGGCCUAGGUUCGAUUAUGGACCACAACGUGAUUACAUUGGCAGGCACAUGCCAUGUCAUGAGGGUACACAAUAAUAAUAAGUAUAGUAAUUUAUUAACAAAUUAGCAAGUAUAAUUGGUGCUAGAAAAUAUAAACCGUUAAUUGGUAAAAAAAAAAAAAAGAUUAAAAACUGUAACAUUUUUUCUUCUAUAUGGGCGGUAUCUUUGACACCUACAUGUUCAGUAACAAGGUUUGACUGAAAUUGCCGAUUCAGACUCAACGACAUGACGUGUAUGUCGUGCGAAUGUUUCGGCUGAAACGCAUUCCGAGAUAGGAGAAUAACCAAUACAAGGUCACUUGUAUUCUGAUUUCUGCUCCGGACGCCCCGAUGCAGGCUAGCCUUUCAUACGGACUUCAAUAUAAUGAUAUA
Varroa destructor (honeybee mite) is the source of this 2738-nucleotide messenger RNA. RefSeq names its product cathepsin L-like peptidase. The record is from RefSeq and is a predicted model, not a curated record. Gene Ontology annotation, molecular function: cysteine-type peptidase activity. Gene Ontology annotation, biological process: proteolysis. NCBI's taxonomy places the organism in Eukaryota, Metazoa, Arthropoda, Arachnida, Mesostigmata, Varroidae.